GCUUUGGACGUCGACCGCACCAUCAUGUCCAUCACGGCCAGGGAGAGGUGCAUUCCUGGAGGCCAAUUUAUCUUCGAGAAGUACGGCAUUUUUCAAUAUUCCAGGUAUCAACAAGGGGAUCGAUGAGGAUCAGCGCACAGAGUAUGGGGAGCCGUUCAUCGGAAACACAGAUGCUGGCACAGUAAUCGG
Molecule: messenger RNA, 189 nt
Organism: Symbiodinium necroappetens
Lineage: Eukaryota; Dinophyceae; Suessiales; Symbiodiniaceae
Source: the annotation of a GenBank genome assembly